Molecule: messenger RNA, 3546 nt
Organism: Penicillium verhagenii
Lineage: Eukaryota; Fungi; Ascomycota; Eurotiomycetes; Eurotiales; Aspergillaceae
Product: DNA-dependent ATPase RAD26
Exons: 3
Coding region: 1-3546 (1181 amino acids)
Biological process (GO): transcription-coupled nucleotide-excision repair
Cellular component (GO): nucleus
Molecular function (GO): ATP binding; ATP-dependent chromatin remodeler activity
Source: RefSeq, a predicted model, not a curated record
AUGGCUGCCUCCUCCCGUCCUGCGCACGCUGCCGAUGAGGCAACCUACCUGCAAAGUUUGGAUGUUGACGUGCAGAAUCAGGAUGAUUUGGAACGAGAGCUUGCUCAAAAGGCUGACAAAUUGCUUGCCGAGAGGGCCGAGGAGAACGAGAUCAAACGCCUGGAGAAGGCUCUGACUGACAAAGAUCGAGCCGAUGCGCAAAUUCGGAAGCUAGAAUAUCGCCUUGCCCAACCCGUAGGCUCCGCCACCCAGCAGCGUCUUCAAAUUGAGCUUGACCGACUCAAGCUUCGCCGGACUGAACUAAACAAGGAUGUGCGAGAGAUUCAAAAAAGAAUUGAUGGGCAACGAGAAGUCCAACAGUCAGCUUCCUCCAGCCAUGGGUCCGGUCGACAAGUGAACGAGACUCGACGCGACUACCUCCUGCGCACUGGUCAGAUUACUCCAUUUGACCUCAUAAACACUGGUGGAUCAGAGGGACCUGCUGCAGCUCUACAUGAUGCUCUUGCGGGGGCUGAGGACGAGCAAAGGGUCAAGGAAGAGCGAGAGCAAGCGCAACAUGAUGCUUCCCACCGCAACCUUGUCCGCCCUGGUCACGACUUUGAUGACCUUGGCGAAAGCAACCGCACCGAGAGCAGCUCAAAACGCCAGAAAGUAGAAGCAAGCCCUUCUCCCGUCGACUCAACUUUCACAUCAACACCAGACGCACGAAAAACCCCGAAGACCCGCCGAUCCCUCUCCCCCUCAUCCUCCGCAAGUUACGUUGCCUCCGAAGGUCCUAGUGUCAAGUCCGAAGAUGAAGAUUACAUGCCCGACACUCUGCCAGAGACAAAGUUGACUGCAAAGCGGAAGCGACGUUUAGAAGUGAAGGAUACACAGGAUAACUUGGAGGACCUCAGCGGCGUUGACGAUGGCGACGAGUCUGUAUACCAAGAACGUUUGAUGCUAUGGAUUAAAACUCGCAGCGAGGCCCGUCGUCGUGAGCAGCCUGGAUAUCAAGACGAUCCAAACGAGGAGGAAUGGCACAAACCACACCCCAAAUAUCAUGACCUUGAACUUCCCAAUGGACUCAAAGUCCCCGGUGACAUCGCACAUUACCUCUUUUCGUACCAAAAGACGGGUGUCCAGUGGCUAUGGGAGCUUCACCAACAGUCAGUGGGUGGCAUUGUUGGAGAUGAAAUGGGACUGGGAAAGACAGUCCAAGCUAUCACAUACGUUGCUGCUCUUCACCACAGCAAAAUGUCGUCAAAGCCCGCUAUCGUUGUCUGUCCUGCAACUCUCAUGGUUCAGUGGGUCACCGAAUUCCAUAAUUGGUGGCCCGCAUUGCGUGUAUCAAUCUUGCAUUCUUCAGGAAGUGGAAUGCUUAACCUGAAAAGGGAAAACAACCGGGAAAACGCGCUGACAUCGGAGAUGAUGGGCGCCGGUGGUUCUCGCCCUCUUUCUUCAGGACAAAAAGCAGCUAGGAAGAUCCUCAAGCGUGUAGUCGAGGAAGGCCACGUUUUGGUGACAACUUAUUCUGGCCUGCAGUCCUAUUCGGAUGAUUUAACUGAUAUUGAAUGGGGAUGCGCCAUUCUCGACGAAGGUCAUAAGAUUCGCAAUCCCGAUGCCGGCAUAACUUUCAGCUGCAAGGAACUCCGCACCCCCCAUCGCAUUAUCCUAUCCGGGACUCCCAUCCAGAACAGUCUUAUUGACCUCUGGUCUCUUUUUGACUUCGUUUUCCCAAUGCGCCUCGGCACGCUGGUUACGUUCAAGAACCAAUUCGAAAUCCCCAUCCGUCAGGGUGGAUAUGCUUCCGCCUCCAAUCUCCAGGUACAAACUGCUGCCAGGUGCGCGGAGACCUUGAAAGAUGCAAUUACGCCUUAUCUCCUUCAGCGGUUCAAGACUGAUGUCGCGUCCGAUCUUCCGAAGAAAAGUGAACAAGUCAUUUUUUGCAAGCUCACACAAUACCAGCGGUCUAUGUACAAACGAUAUCUCGCUUCCGAUGACAUGCAGUCCAUCUGCAAGGGGAAAAGAAAGUCAUUUGCAGGCAUUGAUAUCCUCCGCAAAAUUUGCAACCACCCAGACCUCGCCGAUCGGCAAUAUACUAUUCUCGAUCGUGACUAUGGUCGCGAGGAUCGCUCGGGUAAAAUGCAAGUUCUUAAGAGCCUACUUGAGCUUUGGAGGGAUACUGGACACAAGACUCUACUAUUCGCCCAGACUGUUCAAAUGUUAGACAUCCUGGAAAAGUUCCUCCGGUCUCUCGGAGGAUUCACUUUUCGUCGAAUGGACGGAGGGACACAAAUUCCCAAGCGGCAUGCCAUUGUAAACGAGUUCAAUCUUGACCCCGAAUUACACGUAUUCCUUUUGACUACGAAGGUGGGCGGCAUUGGUAUAAAUCUUACUGGUGCGGACCGGGUCAUCAUCUACGACCCCGACUGGAACCCCUCUACUGACAUGCAAGCCUGCGAACGCGCAUGGCGUCUCGGCCAAAAGCGUGAUGUGACAAUUUUCAGGCUCAUGAUGAAGGGUACUAUCGAAGAGAAGAUCUACCACCGUCAGAUAUUUAAACAGUUCAUGACCAACAAAAUCACCAAAGAUCCGCAGCAGCGUGAAGGGUUCCAGCUAAAUGAUCUCUAUGAUCUGUUCUCACUUACCGAGGAGGAUGACCAGGAGCUCGAAACAACUCAACUCUUCAAAAACGCAGAGAUCACCUAUCAAGAAGAACAGAAAGAGAAGUCAAAGUCCAAGCUUCCGUCUAGGCGGCGCCCCAUGGUCAUCAAUUCAAUGUCGAGAGUCAAGUCGCCGUCUCCAGCUCAGGUCAAAAUCGAAGAACAAGCGGACGACCUGGGGAGGGUUCAGGGAAUCGCCAACGUCGAAGAUUUCCGGACUGCAGCUGGCAUCAAGACCGAAACUGGCUCUGAGCAGAAAGUCGACGAUCAAACUACUGAUCAGAGGGGUGAUGACAAACAGGCCGAAGACCGUCUCAUGCAUAGCAUUUUCUCCCGGUCAGGUGUUCACGCCGCUCUUGAACACGAUCAGAUUGUAAACGGCAAGCGAGUGGUCCGACCAGAUGCGAAGAUGGUUGAAGCUGAAGCCCGCCGUUUCGCCAACGAGGGUGCUGCCGCGCUCCGCAGAGCUGAAGAAGCCGCUCGCUCCUGUCCCAUUGGAGUGCCCACAUGGACUGGUCAAUUUGGCCUCGCGGGCCGUGAUAUGGGUGGAAGCUCGGCGCGCCCAGGUCGAGGUGGGCCCUCCUCCGCCUCUCUCCUCACAAACCUCAACCCUGGUGCCGCAGCAAAUAACCAACGCGUUCCUGCUCGCUCCACCCCAACGUACAUGCCUCGUGGCGAGGAGUUUCUACCACUAAUUCAGAACUUCUUCCGGACCUACCGAGGUCCUAUUACGUCUCAGGUCAUUGUCAGCAACUUCAAUCACUACUGUGCGAUGGAGGAGCGGCAACAGGACUUUUACAGAGUCUUGAAGAGAGUCGCUGAGCUUGGUCCACCUCAUCGGGGUCGUAGGCUGUGGAGACUAAAACCAAAGAACGGUGAAGGAGCACCGUCAAAGCCCUAA